AUGAAGACUUGCGAACAGAUCCAUCUCUACAGAAGUUACUGUCAAAGUACUUCUUAUCCAAAAAUUAUCAUCGAAGCAACUGGUUCAAUAAUAAAGAACCUCAAUAAAUGUGGAAUGAAUAAAACUAAAACAAUUUAUCUAUACGCAGCGUUGGUAUACGAUGAAACAAAACUACACAGCUUUACGGUUUCAAACAUGAUAAAUGUUGCUCACWUUAUAAAAUUAGUUACUAAAAGGGUUCCAUUGAAGAAUACUCAAGGAAGAGUUAGAGAAGUUAUUCUACGUUGUAUAGGAGUUAUAAUUAAAAACCAAUCUAUUUCGGAAAUAUAUUUGAUUGUUUCAUCCCUAUUUGUUGUAAUAACAAAUGAAUCUGAUGGAGUUGAUGUAGUAACAGGAAAAGACACUUCAUUGUUAUCAACUGUUGACUCUGAGAAAGAUAUUAGUGAUUUAAUUGAGGAAGUAGAUGAACCACAAAUAAAUCUUGAUAAUGAAAAAAAUCCAUUUCAGAUUUGGGCUGAGGAAAUAUUUGAAAAAAGCAAAGAAUAUAUUCAAGAAGCUAAUGGCAUCAAUGCUAUAUAUUUGCCCACAUUACUGCCAUUAAUAGUUAAAUUAAUCGAUCUAAAAAGUCGCAAUAUAAAAGGUUUUGGUAAAGUUGCACUUCGUAAUACUUGUGCUUUUGAUGCACUGGCUACAAUAUUUAUGGYAUCUUAUUAUACAAGAAGUGCUAUACGCCAUGCAGUUUUGGAACGAAUAUCAGCUGAUAUCAAUGCAUCGUUAAAGUCAAUGAAAUCUUUAUCUACGAGUACAACAAGAUGGGCCUGUCGCUCUGAGGCAGUGUCAGCUUUAAAACAUAAUUAUUCGGCUAUUUUAUUAGCACUUGAAGAAAUAGUAGAUAGAACAAAACAACCUGAUGUUAGAGCUAAAGGACGUGGUUUAUUGUUUCAACUCAAAACUUUUCAAUUUAUUUUAGGACUUGAAAUGUUGGAUCCAAUUCUACAAAUUAUAAAUAAAGUAAGCAAAUCAUUACAGUGUGUUAACGCUCUUCGAUCAGUGCUUAUUGAAAAAAGAAAUGAAAAUACAUUUAAAACUAUGUUUGAUAUUUGUACUUCUAUAUGUGAAAAAAUUGAUAUUCYAUUACCAUUACCUACAAAACGAAAAGUUUCAACUCGUAUCGACAAUAUUAAUUCACAGUUCCAGGCACAAUCAUUAGAGGAAGAAUUAAGAGUCCAAUCAUUUUAUCCUAUGCUUGAUAUUAUGAUUAGUGGAAUUGAUGAAAGAUUCAAUCAAGACACUAUCAAUCUAAUAAAUGCAAUUGAUGGAUUAAUGAAAUUAAAAAUAUGUAUCACAGAUAUAAAUUUAUUAAGCAAUCAUUUUGAAUGCAAUAAAGAUGAAUUGGUAGCUGAAAUAAAUUUGUUACAAAAACAUGAAACAAUAACUAAACAAAUUGAAGGCAACUUGGGCGCUAAAAUGCUUCAUAUUUGGCUUCAAUGCUGUACAUGUGAACGAUCAUUUUCAAAAUUAACAUUAGUAAAAUCCAAGUUAAGAAGUACUAUGCUUCAAGAAAGACUWAAUGCAUUGAUGCUUAUAACGGUAGAACAAGAAAUGGCUAUUAACUUAAAUCCCGACGAUAUAAUUGAUCAUUUCAAAAAUUCUACACAACGCAGAAUGAUGUUAUAA
This is a messenger RNA of Diuraphis noxia (Russian wheat aphid), 1677 nucleotides long. RefSeq lists its product as uncharacterized. NCBI's taxonomy places the organism in Eukaryota, Metazoa, Arthropoda, Insecta, Hemiptera, Aphididae. The record is from RefSeq and is a predicted model, not a curated record.